AUGGCUUCAACACAGCAGAUUGAGAGUUUAACAGAAGAUCUAAUUUGUCCCAUCUGCCUGAAUAUCUUCACCGAUCCGGUUUCCCCGAAGUGCGGACACAACUUCUGCCGCUCCUGUAUCGCGCAGAGUUGGGAAAGAGAGGGGAAAAACUCCUGCCCGAAAUGUAGAGAGGAGUUUCCUGACCGCACCCUCAUUGUGAAUUGGGCCUUGUCAAGCCUGGCUCAGAAAACUCACCAAUUAAAUCUGAAUCAGAAAGAGAAGGAAAGUAAACUUCACUGCGAGGAACAUCAGGAAGAACUGAAGGUGUUUUGUGAAACUGACAAGAAACUGAUCUGCCUGAUCUGUCGAGAUGGGCGGGAACAUAAGACUCACCGCUUCAUACGGAUAGAAGAAGCUGUUGAAAACUACAAGGCACAGUCCCGCAGUCUGCAGUCCCACAUCACAUCACACUUCAAUAAAAAGAGACAGAUUCUCGCUGAGGAAGAGCAGCAUUUACUAAAAGAUCUCAGAGAAGUCGAGGCGAAGAGUCUAGAUAUAAUGGAGAAAAAUCUUCAAACAGACCUACCACCAACCCCAGCUGCCAAUGCCAUCCCCAGCACGCACCACGCUUCCAGGUUGGGCUGCCAACACCACCCCGGCUCACACAGCUUCCUCGGCCGUUUCCAGGCCUUGACUGCCGCCAUCACCGCUGACCCAACAUGCACUUUGGCUGACCAUGGGCCGUGA
This is a messenger RNA of Amblyraja radiata (thorny skate), 726 nucleotides long. Its product is annotated as tripartite motif-containing protein 52-like. Gene Ontology annotation, molecular function: zinc ion binding; ubiquitin-protein transferase activity. The transcript has 3 exons. Bases 1 to 726 code for a protein of 241 amino acids. NCBI's taxonomy places the organism in Eukaryota, Metazoa, Chordata, Chondrichthyes, Rajiformes, Rajidae. The record is from RefSeq and is a predicted model, not a curated record. Gene Ontology annotation, biological process: protein ubiquitination.